Molecule: messenger RNA, 588 nt
Organism: Phycomyces blakesleeanus NRRL 1555(-)
Lineage: Eukaryota; Fungi; Mucoromycota; Mucoromycetes; Mucorales; Phycomycetaceae
Exons: 4
Coding region: 1-588 (195 amino acids)
Source: RefSeq, a predicted model, not a curated record
AUGAGAGUGGGAGAACAUAAACCUCAAACUCACUUCACGGUUGGUGGAAACUAUGUACUCCAGAUGCCAGAUAAAAUUAUUUUGGAAGAAGCAUCGUACCAUCAAAUCAAAGAUUAUCUGAAGGAUAUACUUUUUGAAACAUGGAGCAACAUGAACAUGAUACAAAAAUUAAGCCAAGAUUUCUACUUCAAUAAAGAGGAAACAACAAAGUCGACACUCAAGCAACAACUAUCAGACUUUUGGGAUCAGAAUGGAACUGACAGUACAAAUUCUAAACGCAUCAAAUAUCGUGCUGAAAAACUGCGCUUAUCUUUAACUCCCGUAGUAGAUUCGCGCCCUGUUAGCAUAUUAAUCAAGAAAAAUUUAUCAGAGCAAGAAAAAUUGCACUUUAAAGCCGGUUUCAGCUUUAAUGAUAAACAUGUACUGGAUUUGUCAAAAGCAAGAGCAAUACCCUCAAGAUUCAAAGAUAUAAUUGACUCGGUUUUGAUUGAUGCGGGACUGCAGUUACAUCCUAGAUUGACUAUAUCUGAGUACGAUAUCUUAAUAGAUAACUUGGUCCUUAAGCCGAAAGUUGCAGUUUUAAUAUAA